This is a messenger RNA of Oncorhynchus mykiss (rainbow trout), 4362 nucleotides long. Its product is annotated as keratin, type I cytoskeletal 18-A. The record is from RefSeq and is a predicted model, not a curated record. NCBI's taxonomy places the organism in Eukaryota, Metazoa, Chordata, Actinopteri, Salmoniformes, Salmonidae.
GUGUUGCUUUACCCCAGCACUCUCCCCUAGAGCACUGCUGCAGGCUGUGUUUGGGGCGGAAAGAACCUGGCCCUGUCAUGGCUGACCCCAUGACAGCUGACACAUAGUUGGUGCGAAAGCGAUAGUGAGACUAGCCCUAACCCUACCAUUCCCAUCUGAUCUGUCACAGACAGGGGACCGUCUCUGACCUGGGACCCAGUGGGAAAGUGAAAGUUGUUCGAAGCAGUGGAGAAGAAUGUGGUCCAGCUCCGUCUAGGAGGGGAGGAUCAGGAGCAGCUCGCUGCCGCGACCAAGGACUACUGAGACUGGUGCUUAUCUUACUACUGUCAACACAAGGUGCUGCCUAGCCUGGAGAGAGAGAGAGAGAGAAAGAGAGAGAGAAAGAGAGAGGGGAGAGAGAGAGGAGGAGAGAGAGUGAGGGACGCCACGUUGCCUCACAGGUGAGUAUUGCUAGGUAAAUAUUUACCCAGUAAACACCUCAUGGAUCCGUAAUCUCAACAGUAUCGGUAGCAGGCAGGGCGCUGCCUGCCAGGGUUGCAAAGUGGGUAGAAGUGGCUGUGUUGUUGACGUAUGCUGAAAUUGAAGUGCAAGAGGUUUUGGAUGGCAUAAGUGUUUACUGUACGUUUGGGUUGACCCUUUGUAUCAGACACUCUCCUGAGUUGGCGAGGCUGUAAGUGUUUGAUAAUACCCCUGAGAGGCGUUUGUGUGUAUUUUUUGGUGUACACUGCAUAGGAGCAUCAUGGAUUUGCUGCAGGACUCUCGGUGGACCAUGCAGGGCCUCAACAGCCGUCUGAAGGGCUUCCUGGAGCAGGUAAACAAGCUGCAAGAGGCAAACUUGUGUCUGGAGGGCCAGAUUGCAGACUGGGGUCUGAGGAACGCUCCGCACCCCCAGGAAUGGACCCAGCAGGAAAGCACUGUGGACGACCUUCGUUCCCAGGUUGGUAAGCUGCUGAUGGAGAAUGCAGAGCUGGUGCUGCAGUCUGACCACAUGAUGUCCAGGGCUUCUACCAUCCAGGCCAGAUGUGAGGCGGAAGAGAGGCAGACCAAAUGUCUGGAGCAACAGGUGGCUCUGCUGAGGGAGAACCAGAUGAGGGUGGAGCAAACCAACGUGCAGCUGGAGGCGGAGCUACACCACUCCAUGACAGAGCUGCAGGACAUGCACCAGGACUAUGUGGCAGCCCGUGCUCUGCAGCAGCAGCAGGCCGACUCUCGUGAUGCGCUGCUAGUGACGGCCACAGCGUGGGAGGAGGAUGGCACAGGGAUGGAGCUCUCCCAGCUCCUCGACCGAAUCAGGACGCAGUGCGACCGCCUCAGCCUCACCGGCCUAAGUCGAGUCCCAGAUGACCGACACCCCGGCCUGGCCGCCGGCCCAAAUCAAGUUCCAUGCUCCGCUGCCGGGCCUAGCCGUUUUGGAGCCACACUCAGGCCCCGAGCCCAUGGAGGAUCUCUCCCACAGCUCAAUGCAGAAGAGGCAGCAUGGGCCCAGGUGAACCUCGGAGGGACUGCCCUCAGGGAGGCGCAGGCAGAGCUGGCCGAGGCCAGGAAACAGUGGCACUGCCUGCAGGUGGAGAUCGAGUCCCUACAUGCUCUGGAGAAAGGUCUGGAGAGUUCCCUCCACCACACCCAGUGUCAGUACUCCAGCCAGCUGCAGGGCCUGUCCCAGGUCAUCCAGGGUCUGGAGGGCGAGCUGGAGCAGGUGAGGGGCGGCCUGGCCACGCAGCGAGAGCGCCAUGGCCAGCUGCUCAAUACCAAGAUGAGGCUGGAGAAAGAGAUCGCCACCUACAGGCGCCUGCUGGAGCGCGAGGAGGGCAGGUACCCAGGUGGGCGUAACGGACAGGUCAUGGGGCUACGGCGCUGGAGGGGCCCCAUAAGAGAGCCAGGCUCCAUAGGGGAGGAGCCCAAGGAGAAUGGAGUGGAGGAGAAUGGCUUCAGUGACCCCGCAGUAACCCCUGAGGAGCCACUGUCCGAGCCCCUGCCUGAGAGACCCCAGCAGUGGUCUGUGACAGAGAACAGCCUGAGGAGGAGCCCUGCACUAACGCUGUAUAGGCAACAGAGCCUGGUCAUCCUUACAGAGCCAGAGAGAGACAAUGAUCUGAGGAUUUCCACAGUGAAGACCCAGGAGAUCCUCCAAGGCAACGUGGUGAGGGAGAGUGCAGAGGGCACUGGCACCGUGGAGACGGACAGGAUCGACAAGGUGAUUAAGCAGUGGGAGGGCUCCUUCUUCAAGGGGAACCCCAAGCUGCGGAAGAAGUCGGUGUCGCUACGAUUCGACCUGCACAUGGCGACUGCAGACGAGGGCUGCGCCCAGACCAAGCAGGAUAGCCUGCCCGACGUGGAGGUCCGCCUGGUGAUGAAGAGGUCCCGCAGUAUCCCCACCAUCGCGGCAAAUGUCGAGGCAACAGUAUAGUCGACGCAACAGUAUGCCCAUCCUUGAUGGGUGAUAUCAUCAUUGAAUUGCCUCCCUCAUAAAUGUUGUGAUCUGGCAACAGCAUCCCUACCCUUGACAGUGAUAUCACCGUGAUAUCAGCAUUGCUUCCCAUUGACCUAGGCUGAAGACGGGAAGGUUAAGACAAUUAAGACAUUCCAUGCGAAAGCGUUCAAAAUAUAAAACACAUUCAUGGGACCGACCAGGUCCAUUAAUAACUAUUAGCGCCAUUGCUAACUAGCAACACUGGUCCCAUGAAUUGCAAAGAGUUAUGAAAUAUUAUAAACUGGUGGUUCGAGCCCUGAAUGCAGAUUGGCUGACAGCUGUGGUAUAUCAGAAGAUAUACCACAGGAAUGAUAACAUUUGUAUUUUACUGCUCUAAUUACGUUGGUAACCAGUUUAUAAUUGCAAUAAGGCACCUCAGGGUUUGUGGUAUAUGCCAAUAUACCACGGCUAAGGGCUGUGUCCAGGCACUCUGCGUUGCGCAUAAGAACAGCCCUUAGCUGCUGUCAAUUGGCCAUAUACCACACCUCCUCGGGCCUUAUUGCUAAAUUAGAAUCCUCUUGUACGAACAUGUAUAUUUUGAACCUAGCGGUAUUGUCAUGCCAUCAAAGUUCCUGCAACUCCACUAUCACCCACAAUCAUCAUUGUGACAUCAGCAUUACCAGCAGCCAUUUUGCAACCCCCAUGACCAAACCAGCCACAGAAGACCACGUACAUGAGGGGUUAAUGUGUGUUUCAUUUGACAUAUCAGCAUUUCUUAAUCAUGUGUAAAAGUAGAAAGUCAUAUUGCCUACUUGCGAUUUUGCCAUCCAAGGCAAAUGUGACAAAAUGCCAUGUUCAAGAGAUUUCCCCUGUGGUCAAUAAUAUAUGAUAGAGUAUAUAGUACUCACUGUGGUCAUCACAUUUAACAAAUGUAUAAUCCAACCAUCCCUCGGUAACAACUGACACUUUAUACAGGUGGUGAAAAAUAUAAACAUGGGAAAAAAGCUGAGGCAUCACAGAGUUGUAUGUGGCAUUCUACUGGGGACUAUUUAAGGGUGGUUCUUUACUUCUCAAUUCGCUGUGUGUAAAAUGCCAAUGGUUUUGCUACGCAGUCAUGGAUCAACCCAGCACUGACAGUUUGCCUAUGGCUGAAACCUGUACUUCGGGCUUUUUCCUUAUAAUGCUGUAAAUCAACUGUAGUCUAUAUAUUAUCUAUAUAUGGACAAAGUCCAAACAAAGCAAUGAAGUUAGAAAUGUACAGUUAAAAAAAAAAAAGAGAAAAAAAAGAAGAAGCUAUUUAUUUCCCCCACACUGCUCACUGUGACCCGAAAUUGCAGUGAGGCUUCUUCCUGGAGAGCAACCCUCCUGUAGGUUUUCGUUUCAACCCGAGUUGUGACUAACCUGAUUCAGUUUAUCAACCAGCUAAUUAUUAGAAUCAGGUGCGCUAGAUUAGGAUAUGAGCGAAAACCUACAGGACGGAAGCUCUCCAACGGUUGGAGACGGAGAGAGCCCUUUUCUAAUCUAACCCCGCCACUUGUAUCGCAGAGAUAUACCCUGGUUUAGCCAGCAGGGGCCGGUAUUUGUAAAUAGUUGCUCUACAGUAUCCUGAAUGCUUUAUUUUGGUAUUGUUGUGUCGUAUACAUAAUAUCUAUAUGACUGAUUACACUCUAUAAGACAGUAUCUUUAUUUUAUUUUUUUGCAAUGUUUUUGAGUUGGCACCAAAUAUAGGAUGCGAAGAUAAUACCAUUGUGCAUUGCAGUUGGGUCCCUCCUGUGUACAAAUGUUAAAAACAAUUAUAUUCUAUGUAGUUCUUCAUGCGCUUGAUUUGCUCUGCUUCGCGGAGUACUUGGGACUAAUUCUUCUUUUCGUUUUUGGAGCUCUUUAACUUUAGAAUUAAGAAUUAUGCCUUUGUCUAAUAAUGUAUUCAUUUAAAUAAAACACCAAAAACGCUG